Funneliformis caledonium is the source of this 152-nucleotide messenger RNA. The record is from the annotation of a GenBank genome assembly. Lineage: Eukaryota; Fungi; Glomeromycota; Glomeromycetes; Glomerales; Glomeraceae.
AUGCCGAGACCUUUGGUGACUGAUUUGGGUAUCGAAAGGGGUGUAAGCGCUAAAGGCAUGUUAGCAUCUAAGUCACAUAAUGCCAAAUCAGUUCUGGCUAUGCAUCUUUUCGAAAUAUUAUUUUUCAGAGAGCUUGUUCAGAAGUUGGUCAG